Molecule: messenger RNA, 414 nt
Organism: Theileria equi strain WA
Lineage: Eukaryota; Apicomplexa; Aconoidasida; Piroplasmida; Theileriidae
Exons: 2
Coding region: 1-414 (137 amino acids)
Source: RefSeq, a predicted model, not a curated record
AUGCCAUUUUUACCAUCACCAUUUGGAGAGACUUCUGGUAUAUACUUGGAAGAGAGACCACAGGGACAUACCCUAGAGGAUGUACAAACCAUUGAAGAUGUAGAGCCAAUGGAUGAGGAUGGAACCACUCCCUAUGGAGGCACAGCUCUCGAUCAAGACGAAGAGGAUCAAUCAACUCUCCAUUCUGCAACUCUUCCAAGCCAAAUUUCGGAUGAGCAUACAGUGACUCUCUUGACAUGCCUAAAGAAUUUGGACGCAGGAGAUGGUGUAGACUUGACGGACUUGUACAUUGCCUUUAAAAAGCACGCUCAGAUUUCAAUGAACGACUUCAAGGCACUUUUACAAGGACUUCACAAUUCUGAAAAUGCACCCAUUGUAUAUUCAGAGGAUGACAAUCGUAUUUAUAGCUGCUAG